AUGUUGUACGAGCGAGCCUUUGUAAGCCUGGACGUGGCGAAUGGCCACAUCCAGAGCACUUCGGGGCCUUCCCAGUCCCUCCCCAGCGAGGCGAGGCUGGCCCAUGAGCCCGAGAAGUCCUCACCUGGUGCACGGCCUAGCGAGGAGGACACGUCCGAGGGCUUGCCGUUCGGAACUUGGGCUUUCGACUCAAGUUUUGACGUUUGGGAGUUUACCUCUAGCUUGAACGUUGCGUGGACGUCUAUGGUUGAGUUCUAA
Molecule: messenger RNA, 258 nt
Organism: Symbiodinium sp. CCMP2592
Lineage: Eukaryota; Dinophyceae; Suessiales; Symbiodiniaceae
Source: the annotation of a GenBank genome assembly